This is a messenger RNA of Auanema sp. JU1783, 1662 nucleotides long. The record is from the annotation of a GenBank genome assembly. Lineage: Eukaryota; Metazoa; Nematoda; Chromadorea; Rhabditida; Rhabditidae.
AUGGUCACUGAUGAUGACAUAUACAUCGUUUUCGAAAAAGUUGUUCGGAUUGAUGUUGACCAGAAGCCGGCUCUACCUUUGAUUAGUUCAUCUAAUGUUCUGAAAAGCCUAGAUGAAGGCAGUUCUUCUCUAGUAAAAUCCAAAUUUCCUGAUACCAACUUUUCCGUUGAUGACAAACUGCAGAUUCUCACCAACAAUGAACUUGAUUACGAUUUUGGGAUUGAUGAAAUGAGUGCUUUGUAUGGAUCAGAUUAUGAUGAAGGAAUUGGCACUGAAAGCCCACGCAGUGAUUAUUUGUCCACAAAGAUUGACAUACCGAACCCUACUCCGCAUAUCGAAAAGAAAGCUGCAAAGUCACACGUUAUUGAAAAAGUUUCUCCAAACACGAUUCAGAAGAAAAGAAAGAGUGAAAGCUCUGAUUUCUCCAGAAAAGUUGUGAAAGCCGUUGAUCGAAUCGAAAAAAUUGAUAGUACAACAUCCAAAUAUCUGAAAGAUAUCCUCGAUAGAUCACCAGCCAGCGAGUUGAAGAAACUGAACUUCAGCAAUCAUAUUGACCUCCUUAUGCAAGUUUCAUUCAUAGCUCAUGAUUAUGAAAAAACUUAUAGAGACGCUAAAACUAGAGCGAAAGCUUACAAAGUCAUCAAAUAUAUUAAAAACUGUUUACGAUCUUAUGUCGACAACGGUCCAUCUAAAUCCAUUCUCAAUCGAUUGAGCGUUGCAAGUUCGGAAGAUGAGACUUGUAUUCCUAGAAGAAAUUACAUGAGUUUUGAGAAAUGGACAAACGUAGAUGGAGAUCUCUUCUUGGAGAAGGUAUGCGAUGUUGGUAUCGGAAAGGUGUCCAACCCAUUAGGUUGUGCUUAUGAUUCCACCAUUGGCUUUUUGUUCACGGGACCAUCUGAAAUUUAUAGCUGCUCUGUGGAAGGUGUCAUGCCUGAUGUACCCAUGAUUGGAGAAUUGAACAAUCCGUCGGCAAUUGUGGUCAUAAGGCCGGGAGAGUUAUUGGGUGUUCUGGAUCGAAAUGGCAUUUAUGUGUAUGAUUUGAGAAGUCUUAUUAAAUAUGUGGUAGCUACGGGCUUAAAUGGAAUGUGCAGAGGACUUGCUGUAACAGAAGAAGGAUUUCUGCUCACUUCUGGACGUGUACAAGGUGUCAGUACGUUAAUCUUAUAUGACCCAAAAGAAGCAAAUCAUGUUGCUAAAUCUUGCCCUUUCCCUGUUAUUCAUGGCUCCUACAUGGGGCCAAACCCUUGUUUUAUUAGUUCUAGAAAUGGAUCGGCGUAUAUCACUGAUCUGGGUCAGAACUGUAUUGUUUGUGUGAACUCUAAGUCUUUGGAAGUUCUUUUUGUUCAAGACCUCAGAAAGUCAAACACAAAUUCUGUGAAAUUUAAUUUCGUUAGUGGAAUUGUUAUGGAUUCAAGAAAUAAUCUUCUUGUAGCCGAUGCUCAAAAUAGAAGUCUCUAUUAUUUGGAUGGUCUGUGCAGAAAAGGAGGCCUCGUUAAGGUUUCGAAAGGAUAUUUUCCUUAUAGCGCGUCAUUUGAUGUUAGCCCCUGUGGAAGUUUGUUGGCGUGCUGUCGAAAAACAAACUCUAUGGCAUUGUUUAAAAUUACUGGAGUUGACAAAAAUAGCGUAGAAAACGUUGUUUCCGAUCUCUUCGAUCUGAAUUGA